UACACAAAAUUGGUAGUUCCAUGGAGUCCACCAUGGAUUCCAAGAGAAGCCAAAGCUCCCGCGGUGAAGAAGAAGAAUUAAUCUCAACCCUUCACAAACGACAAGGUUUGAAUUCAUUCAAUUUGAAUCUCGUUAAGUACCAAGGCUUUUGGUACGCGGACAUGUCGUUGGUGGCCACAACCAUCUCAGCUCAACGACACUUCCAAGCUCAACGUUCCGAUAUUUUCGUUUGCACCGCUCCGAAGACUGGCACAACUUGGCUGAAGGCACUCGCUUUCGCCAUUGUCUCGAGAACAGCCGUCGACGGUGAUUCCACCGCCGACCCUUUCGUUUCCAAGUCGCCGCAUGAAUGUCUUCCCGCCUUGGAGUAUGCUGAAACUUUCGCCCCUUUCCAUCGAGAUCCUCGGAACCCUCUAAUAGCCACCCAUGUCCCCUUCUCUUCAUUACCGAAAUCUGCAUCAGAUUCCUCCGGUUGUAAAAUUGUUUACAUUUGCAGGGACCCCAAAGACACCUUCGUUUCCAUGUACCACUUCUUUGCCAAACUGGCGGCGUCGAGGAACAUGGAACCGGUCCCUCUCAAUAAAGCUUUCGAGUUUUUCUGCGAAGGAGCAUCAAGUUUCGGACCGUAUUGGGACCAUGUUUUAGGGUAUUGGAAAGCAAGUUUGUAUCAACCAGACAGAAUCCUGUUCUUGAAAUACGAAGACAUGAAGGAAAACACAGCUUUCCACGUCAGGAAAUUGGCCGAAUUUAUUGGAUACGGAUUCACGUUGGAAGAAGAAGGAAACAGGGUGGUGGAAAAGAUUGUAAGAAUGUGCAGUUUCGAUCAUCUAAGUAACCUCGAAGUGAAUAAGAAUGGAAAGAUUGCAGAGAACACGCCAUGGGAAAUGGAAAAUAAACUGUAUUUUCGUAAAGGAACCGUGAAUGAUUGGGAAAAUCAUUUGACACCAGAGAUGGCGGCUCAUAUGGAUUUGAUAACCGAGAAGAAGCUCAGUGGUUCGGGUUUAAAUUUGAUCUAUGGUAAAAAAUAAUUACAUUCAUCUCUCGUUUAAAUACUCAGAGAUCAUUUGAAUAAUCUCUCCCUCCAUACCUAUCUCCAGUUCCCCGGGACUGGUAUUCUCUAAACUCUCAUCUAUACCAUGUAAUGCUUGAGUUUGGAUUGGCAUUCAAACAUUCCAAACACAUUUUGCUAU
Messenger RNA from Hibiscus syriacus, 1190 nucleotides. Its product is annotated as flavonol sulfotransferase-like. Gene Ontology annotation, cellular component: cytoplasm. Bases 21 to 1028 code for a protein of 335 amino acids. NCBI's taxonomy places the organism in Eukaryota, Viridiplantae, Streptophyta, Magnoliopsida, Malvales, Malvaceae. Gene Ontology annotation, biological process: sulfation. Gene Ontology annotation, molecular function: sulfotransferase activity. The record is from RefSeq and is a predicted model, not a curated record. The transcript has a single exon.